AUGCAUAUAGAUUUUAUUCCAUUUGAGAAAUUUAGUAAUAUUACCUAUCUUGCUAAAGGCGGUUUUGGUAAAAUAUUUAAAACAAAAUGUUAUAAUGGAAUAAAUAAUUGGAGCACACGUAGACAAAGAUUUGAUCUUCAAGGAAAUAGUGACGUUGUUCUCAAAAGUCUUAACGAUUCUAAAAACAUAGAUCUUGACUUUUUGACAAAUGGACUUGUUAUAAUUCAUGAAAAUCAAAGUGUUCAUAAAGAUCUGCAUAGUGGUAAUAUACUUGUCUUCGGUGAUUGCAAAAUGUGUAAAAUUGGAGAUUUUGGAAUAAGUAGACCAGCGAAUACGAUAGUCAAUGGAGAAAAUAUAUAUGGUGUGAUUCCUUAUGUUGCACCAGAAAUAUUCAAUGGUGAAAGAUAUACAGCAGCUUCGGAUAUAUAUAGUUUUGGAAUGGUUAUAUGGGAAUUGACAAGUGGUCUAAGGCCUCAUUCUAAUCGAGAUCAUGAUGGGUUUCUUAUUUUAAAUAUUCUUAAUGGUCUUCGUCCAGAAAUUGUUGACAACACACCACUAUUUUUUGUUGAGUUAAUGGAAAAAUGUUGGGACGCUGAUCCACUUAAAAGACCAACCGCUGAUCAUAUUUACCAAACACUAAAUGAGAAAUUAAAAUCAAAUGAAGGUUUUCUCGAAGUUAAAAAAUCCAUACUCAAUGUAAAAGCAAGCCCUCAAGCGAUAUUUUCUAGUCGACCUUUGGACUCUCUAAUCAGUACUGCGUUAAUUUUACAAAAGAUACAUUCAGUCAACUAUGUUAUCAUUACUAGCAAGCGUUAUUAA
This is a messenger RNA of Racocetra fulgida, 819 nucleotides long. The record is from the annotation of a GenBank genome assembly. Lineage: Eukaryota; Fungi; Glomeromycota; Glomeromycetes; Diversisporales; Gigasporaceae.